This is a messenger RNA of Acanthoscelides obtectus, 618 nucleotides long. The record is from the annotation of a GenBank genome assembly. NCBI's taxonomy places the organism in Eukaryota, Metazoa, Arthropoda, Insecta, Coleoptera, Chrysomelidae.
UCGACGCCACUGGUCAUUCGGCAAAUUGUCCGCUAAAUUUUGUCUGCCAACUUCACACCGGUGCUGGAAAUGACCUUUACGAAUGGUAUGAGGAUUUUUUUGAGCCCACGUGUGAGUAUUAUGGAAAUUUAAUAUUCCGUCUCGUGUAAAAGUACAUUCGUCCGUCGCUAGAUUGUUCUUAAGAAAAUCCGGAUUUUCAAUGUUUUUGUGCAAUGUUAGUCUGCGAGGAUAGUCUUCUGGUAUCAAGGCCCGCACUCGUUGUACAUGUUACCAUGGCUCCACAGCCGUUAGCCCUGGGUCCAGAUCCAGCACCGUUCACCUGUCCACACUGUGAUGCUAAAGUGACAACGACUGUCAAAGCGGCUGCAAAUACGAAAACGCACAUACUCGCUUUAAUCCUAUGCAAAUGUCUAUGCAUACCUUGCUUGUGUAUUCCAUAUUGCUGUCACUCCUGCCAGACUUUGCAACAUUACUGUCCAAACUGCAAGGCAUACUUGGGGGCGUAUGUUAACUGAAAAUGUAUUUUUUUAUAUUAUUGAGUUUUUUUUUGUUAUACUUAUACUGGACGUUUAGUGUUUAACCUUACCAGUAUGUUUGUACAUCAAAUAUUUAUAUAAA